AUGGUGGGUGAUGGGGUUUAUGAUGGAACAGUGGAGGCAAGAAGAGGGGCACUUGUGGUUUGCUGUGAGAAAUGGUAUGUGAGAAAAGAACUACAUUGGAAGCAGAUGUCACGCUCUAGACAUGCGAGGGACAUUGAUAAGAGCACGAGGUACUUCCAUAACUUAGCUUCUGCGAGAAGGAGAAACAAUAGGAUUGAUGCGCUACUCAUUAAUGGAAGAUUGAUAAGGAAUCAAGCUAGAAUUAAGAUUGCGAUUAGGGAUUUUUAUAGGAACCUAUAUCAUCAGGAGGUGUCUCCCCUGGUGGAAAUGAUUGGUGAAGAGGAUGCUUUGGCUUUGGAGGUGCAAUCGACUCCUGAGGAGGUUAGAAAAGCAGUGUGGGAUUGUGAAUCAUCUAAGACUCCAGGAAGUGAUGGGUACAACAUGAACUUCAUAAAGAGGUGUUGGAUUGAAAUUGGCUCUGAAUUUACGGCAGCGGUGUUGGGUUUUUUCCUGACUUCCAAGUUAUCGGCGGAUGCUAAUCUCACUUAG
Messenger RNA from Arachis duranensis, 528 nucleotides. RefSeq lists its product as uncharacterized. The record is from RefSeq and is a predicted model, not a curated record. The transcript has a single exon. The coding region runs from base 1 to 528 and encodes 175 amino acids. NCBI's taxonomy places the organism in Eukaryota, Viridiplantae, Streptophyta, Magnoliopsida, Fabales, Fabaceae.